Chara braunii is the source of this 7005-nucleotide messenger RNA. The record is from the annotation of a GenBank genome assembly. NCBI's taxonomy places the organism in Eukaryota, Viridiplantae, Streptophyta, Charophyceae, Charales, Characeae.
GGGGCUAUUCAGGAUUUAUCUGGGUGAUCCUUGCUAAGGACCCCCGUCUGAUCUCGAAGAUUGCGGACACAUUCUUGGAUGGGAGAGGAAACGAUUUUCGAUAACGACUAAAACUUGGUGAAAUGUCAGGAGUGCACUUCGUGUCCCGUGAAACUGUGCUUUGUGAAAGGGACAGUGUGGAACGACUUUUCUCUCACAGUCCUCAACAGGCACUUCUGAGGAUCUUGAAUGUAGAAGAUCCCCUAAUGAGGUGAUACGAUAUGAGGACGGAUGACAUCUCUCAUAUCAUAUGAGGCCUGAACCUCCAUUUUCGGUGCGGCGCACAUGACACAUCCCUUUUAUUGCAUACGAAUGCCCGUUCAGUGCACAACUCACUCUCCUUUUGGCUGCUCGAGGUAACUACGGUCGCGAGCUGGUAACCAUAGUUACGAUAGGCCUGAACCUCCAUUUCGAUUGUGGCGCAGGAGACAGGAGUGUUCCCUCCCUCAACAAAGUUGAAGAUGAUCCGCGACAGCUGUUACAAGAAAUUGUUCGAAUGGCCGUCAUAGCGAUUGUGUCUUCAUUUCGACCCUUCUCCAGGACCUUCCGUUAGUUCCCAUGGGUAGACUGGUUUGCCUUUAUCGCUGCUGCUUUUAUCGUCUGCGACCCCCUCAUUCCCCCCGCCCUUCUCACGGACUGCACACAUGCAUACUUUAUUUGAGUGGGGCUUUUCCCACCCCUCCUCAGUAGAGUGAACGAUGAUUGGUUGUCGUUCAUCCAUUGUCGAUGCAGCUGGCGGCAUAUGGUCAGGUACUUCAUCUGCUUAUCAACGGUAGUAGACUCAGCGCUAGUUCCGGUUGGCAUACUUAGUUUGUUUCCACUAGUACUUGCCGGACGUGUCUGAGACAGCUCUUUGUUGACUCACUGUUAAAUCAGAGAAGCACCAUGGUUGCUUUCCCGUUAGACGCCUUCACUGGUGCCGCAUUUGAGACUGCCUUACGCGGAAUCUUGGGCGCAAUAUCAACCAUUGUGCAGAAGGCUACGGUACUUCAGGAGAAGGAUCUUGCAAGUCUGGGAGAUGCAGCCGAGCAGCUGCACUCCCUUGCAGAGCAUGUACAAAGUGCCCUUGGAGAGAAGAUUCUAGGUCAGCAUCCGGUGGUCGUCAGGUUCUUGCAUGAAGUCAAAGGGGUGGAGAGCAGAGUCCGGUCCUUUCUGGACCGACCAAGCACUGGUAUGGGGCUUGGCAUGUACAGGAACAACGCAUUGAUGCCUACUUUGCUCAGUGAAGUGGAGGAAUUGAGACGGAAGCUCCCCACCUGCAGCCUUAAUUUAGCAGUGCUAAGUGAGAAGAGAGUUACGGAUGCGAUACGCAGGCUUGUCUGGCCUAGACCAGGCUCUGGAACAAGGUCUGAAACGGGGUCUGGAACGUGCUUAUUGCGCUGCAUGGAACGACCUUGCUCAAAGAAUACGAGCAGAGUGACUGACGUAUCUUGGGAAAACAGUAUCAGUGAAGCUGGAGAAUCUUCAGGUAGUGGAUUGCCACUGGAUGGAGUGGUUGGGCUUGACGAUCAUUGUGAACGGGUCAUAAAGUUGCUCCUAGAUGAGGACGAUGCUGCUUUGGCGGAAAACAGGCACCUCAGAUCCAUGGAAGGUAAAAGCCGGUGUGCCAUGGGUGGAUGGCCUUUGAUCGGCCUGUGGGGGAUGGGUGGUGUGGGGAAGACCACUCUGGCAACUGCUGUGUUCCAGUCACCGGUGCUGAGGGAACAUUUUGCAGGCGGAAUGUUCUGGGCUCUUAUUGGACGGAGGCCUGAUAUUUGCCGGACACAGAUUGCCCUCUGGAAGAGGCUGAGUGGAGAUGAGAGGCUGGAUUACUCAUACAGGAGCUACACGAAAGAGCUGUGGUACGAGAAGCUAAAGACGGAGCUGAAGAAGAGACGUGUGCUUCUGGUGCUGGAUGAUGUGUGGAAGCGGGAGGAUGUGAAAUGGCUGGAGGUUGUCGAUCAGAGCGUGAACAGUAAAAUCCUUUUGACAACAAGGCAUGCUGAUGUCAUGGUGGACAAGGUCAAGGAGUACCCGUACUACGUGCGAAUGCUGGAUAGCAAACAUUCCUUCCAGCUGUUCUGUCAGCAUGCAUUUGACGGAGGCAUAGAUGCUGCACCGACAGAAGUGCACAAAAUUGCACGCAAGGUUGCAGAUAGCUGCUGCGGUCUUCCCAUCGCGCUAAAAAUAGCAGGCUCAAGGUUCCGUAGUGCAACAGUGGAAAAAUGGAAGGAUGCUCGGCGCAGGAUGCAGAGAGGGCUUGAUCCUGUGCGCGCAGAGGUCCAAGAUCCCAGGAUUACGGAAAAGGAUGCUCGUGAGCGUGUCCGUGACAGCAUCAAUGCACUGGACGAGGUUGAUAAGCGCCUCCGAGGUCUGCUGUAUGACUUUGUCUUUUUCAAAGAAGACAAAUGGGUUCCCCUCAACCAUAUCGUCGAGAUUUGGGCAGCCAAUCUUGAGAUCGGUGACAAGGUUACGGCCUUCACCCUUCUGAGCUUCCUGAUUGGGCGAUGUCUGGUAGAUUGGCAUCCGACGGCAUACGACCUCCGUGACAAGAUUGCGUGCAACAUGUAUGGCGCCCUGAUGAAGCAUGUGUCACAUGGCUUCUGUGGGCUGCAUGAUGUCGUUUGGGAAGUCAUUGAAGAGGAUGUAGAUGCUUUGCAAGAAGAUGAUGGGGACCACGCACGGAUCAUUAUCAAUUGGCAUCGUCAUCAAUUGGGAUCGUCAGUUCGAAGGCUUGGGGGUAGGUCGGUAAAGCGCCUGUUAGUGCACAGCAUGCCAGUGUCCGUGCAGAACUGCGCUGUGAGUCAGCUAUUGAAGGGAAAGCCUGCUCUUCAGCUGAGCAAAAUGGAGGUGCUCCACUUGAAAGGGUCGUUGGAUGGAGAAGUGGGGGCGCAUGGGUGUAUGUUGGGGGGAAAUGGAGAUUCGCGUCCUCUGAAGUGGUUGCGUUCAAUCCUACCCAGAACCGGUCUCUCUGAAGGAAAGCUGAACCACCAUGCUCUCCGGGUUUUGGAUUUGCAGUAUUUGUGGAAAAUUCCCGAAGACUUCUCCGCUUUCCCCAAUCUUGUAGUGUUCAAAGUCAGGAGCUUUGAUCAUUGCAGCACCGACGACGACUUCAGCCUCCCGGUCGUCUACCAGCCUUUGCCAGUCAACAUUGGGCUUGCUUCUCAGUUGCAAGUGGUGGAGGUCUUGGGGUUUGUUCUCAAAAUCGGUAUCCCUAUCUCUAUCCUAGGGCUGAGGCAUCUGCGUGAGCUUCGCUUGAACUCUAUGCACACUCCCCGGAUACCGAAGGAGGAGCUGGAGACGGACAAGUUAAUCAGUGGCUACAUGCCCUUUGACGAGUUUACAAGACGUGUGCUGACAAACUUCAAGCACAUCGAAGAAGUGUGGCUACCCUAUCGAUCACCCGUCAAGGCUCUGGGGGACAUGCUGCCCUCCAACCGCAGGGCCAUUAAUGGAAUGGCAAGUCAGCGUGGUCUCUAUCCACAUUGUCAUGAUCUUUUCACGCCUAGCUCGUGUGACAGCAAUCUGCUGAUUCAUCGAAUAGAAAACCAGCCUUACCAGUGGGCCUCCCCAGAAGGACUUCGCUUGAAGGUGCUGUCCGUAUGGACAGAAUCCUUGUCAAACUUUUGUUCCUGGGACCUCCUUGACACUUUUGCAAACCUUGAAGUCCUGACUCUCCAGGUCCACGAUGCUGAUGCCAUUCGGCUGUCCGAAGACAUCAGCCAUCUCCGCAAUCUUCGUCAUCUCGUCAUCAUUAUCGAUCAAGGGAGCAGCCAGAAAACCGACCUGGGAGUGGCUGAAAACCCUCAGGCAUUCCCUUCUCUGGAGGUUCUGAAGAUUUGGACCAAGCAGCCCAUCCCGGUCCCCGAGUAUCGGGCCAAUGCCUUCCCAAAGCUGCACACGAUGGUCAUCAGCAAACUGUGGUUGGAUGACACCUUUGAGAUGCUUCACAUAUGGCCAUCAUUAUGCCAUGUGGUGGUACAUGACGGCUACCACAGCGAUGAGAGGUGGAGGCACCCCCGAUUGCGAAGGCAGGAGCUCAAGAUCACAAUCAACAGUUGGGGACUCCCUGCUGCAGUGCCCACCAAGGUGAUGAAGAUGGCUGCCACCAUAGCCAGGUCAUGCAUAUGGGGAGCGGCGGACCCAAGGAGUCAUCGACAUGAACGGUAUAUGGAUGCGAUGACAGAAGAUGGCGGAGCUAUGAGAGCUGAGAAUGUGAUAGCGCAGGCAGGCAAAAGUUUCAACCUGUCCGCGAUUUCGCCGCCAUUCUUCGUCGGGUUCGAGGGUUGUUGAUUAUGGGGUAAGGUCCCAGCGACUUUGGCAUUACACGUUUUGGAAAGGUCAACCUGUCGGCGAUUUUGCCUCGAAUCUUCUUCCCGUUCUUUUUUUUUUUCGGUAAAUUGUGCAGGCUGGUCUUCUCCUCGUAUGGGGGGCAGCGGCAUUUUUACUACUAUGCUAUUAUCUUCUCUCAUAAUUGUACCUCACAUUACCUACCCUUGGCAGGCAAGAGAGCAUCCCCUCCCCCCUUUCCCCCUCCCCCCACAGACAAGCCCGGAACUUAAUUUAUCCAAAGAUAGGCAACCUGGCCGCAACCAUACUGUAUACCCCAUACCAGCAAGAAGGUCCAAGGUCUAGGGGCCAGGAGAGGGUCAUGGUUUUUAACUACGGAAGGGAAGACCAACUGUACUACCCCCUAAGUCUACUGCUAAGAAGUACAAGAACCAGCCUUCAAUGUAGUAAUCAGGCUUAAGCUGUCCUACGGUUAUGGGUCUACGCCUACCUAACUCAGUUCUGUGCGGGAUAGCACCCAAGNUAGUAAUCAGGCUUAAGCUGUCCUACGGUUAUGGGUCUACGCCUACCUAACUCAGUUCUGUGCGGGGUAGCAGCACCCAAGCUUCGAACACCUGGGGCAGGCUGGAAAGUCGGACGUCGACUUCGACAACCAGCCACAGUAGGGACAAGCCGACUUUCUCAGCCGGUGAACCUCAAGCCUGAAGCAUGCAACACAGGGGCCUGUGGGGAAUCGAAUGGAUGAUGUAGAGAAUCGAACCCAUGACCUCCUGCGUACCACUUACGUGCUCAACCAGUCCAGAGUGUGUUGUGGGUACUUCGCCAGCAUUGAGUGUUUUUGAAAAGUCAACUCAGUUGGCAGUCGGCGGCCCUCUCUGCCAUUCUUUGCGUGGUUCUGCAGGCCGUAUACUGUGCUUUUCUUUGGUGCAUGAUCACGCGAAUAAUGAGGGUAACGAGGUCUGCCCACUUCGGCGGCAUUAUACGUUUUUGUCCCUACCUUCUUCCCCCGAAUACAACUUACGGUCAUUAAAGCUGUAUUUGGGGUAUCUUGCAGUCUAAAUACAGCUAAAAUGACCGUACGUUCUGUUUGGGGGAAGAAGGUAGUCUUCGAUCUUCCCUGGUAUGCGUCUUGCGGCGUAGUUUAGGGGUAUACAGUACUACCCCUCUAGUCUAGUAAUAAGCAUGGUGGGAGUUGGGUGUAGACAGUACUACCUAGCACUGCCCUUUCAUACUAACUAGUGAUAGCUUAUAAGCAUGGAAUGGGAAAGAUCCAGUACCUUCUGAGAGGGUACUCACGCGCUGGACUGUAUGGAUGCAUCUCUGAGCACAAUUGCACCACACCCUGGACGUAUCUGACCACAAUUGCGUCCAGGGGUGCAUAGAAAAGACCCAGUGAGAGUAUGCGCCAAGUAUUGCAGCUUCUGAGUAUUGAAGCUAAUCAAGCGUGUCCCUGCACUUUGUACUGCUAAUCAUAAAUUAUCGGUACUAAAUGAAUGGUGCUGUUAAUGCGGUCACAUACAUUGAACAUAGGGCUGGUGUGAGUAGGCCCUAAACUGUUCACAAAGUUCUGAGGAUUUAAGAGUAUGUGAGGCAGAAGUGACUGUGGGCUCCCGAGUAUUGUAUUAUCUGGUGUGCUUGAUUGAUUCUCUCUAGGGCUUUUGUUAUGUGAGAGUGCGAUACUCCAGUUUCAGCGUCAUCUAUAUGGUGCUCGAUGGACGUAGAAGCCUACUCUGUUUCCUCCGUGGCCCAUGAAAGGCUUGGAUGUAUAGGUGUUCGACAUUUGGCUCAGCAUUGAAAACUGCUUAGUGGUGGUCCCCACCUGCAACUAUGCAUUUGUUAGUUUAUGGUGGUCCCCACCUGCCAGUACUAAAGCUAUAGCUCUUCAGAGAAGACUUCCGCUCAGGGGAUGAAACAAACCGUUUCUUCUCCGCUGCAGUAGUGGGAACUGGUCAUUCACUGGAGAUCGGAGCUGUCGCUCACAUACAUUUUCGUAUACAUAUAUUUAUAUGUAUAUAUAUAUAUAUUUACCGGGCAGUUCUAUUUGUGACGAUAUAUCGUCAAAUAGAUAUAUAUAUCUCGUAGUUAUGUGACAAUAUAUAUAUGAGAGAGUAUACGCCAACCGGUCAACAGAUUGACAGGUCAUCAGGUGAAGACGAACACGUCAUUCCGGUGAGAGAGUUCAACAGGGAACCAGUCCACUGGUCAAGGUCAACAAGUCAAAAGGUCAACCAGUCAACAGAUCAACAGGUCAACAGGCCAGCAGAGCAAGAAGUUUGGCGCCCCACAGCUCAGCAGGUCAGCAGGUCAGCAGGUCAACAGGUCAACAGGUCAACAGGUGAACAGGUGAACAGGUCAACCGGUGAACAGGCCAAGAAGUUGUGAGCUCUGCAGGUCAACAAGGUGACAGGUCAACAGGUCAACAGGCCAAGAAGUUGUGAGCUCUACAGGUCAGCAGGUCAGCAGGUCAACAGGUAGACAGGCCAGCGGGAAAAGAGGUUGAGAUUCAACAAGUCCACAAGCCGUUAAGAAGUCAAAAAGUUGACCCGCCAUCAAGAAGUCAACAAGUGGACCGGACUUCAAGAAGUCAACAAGGGGAUCGGGCGUCAAGAAGUCAACAAGUGAACCGGGCUUCAAGAAGUCAACAAGUUGACCAGCCGUCAAGAAGUCGAAGGCGCUGAAUCAAGAAUUCAACCAGUU